AUGAUUGUUAAUAAAACAGUCAUCACUCUAUGCAUCGCUAUUUUGGGCGUAGCAUGGAUCGAAGCAACAGACGAGAAUAGUAGAAGAGAAGUAGAUGGUUCUGAAUAUCCUUUAACACCUCGACCAGGGCAAUUGCUUAUUUUGGAAAGUCCUUUACUCUAUCUGGAUCCAGUAUCUCAUUCUACUCCUGGGAAAUCAACGACUCCACUGCCAUCAUCUACGACGGAAGAUGAUUUAUCUUAUCAAUUAUCGAAAUCGUUGCAUAGCACAGGAAAUCGUCCCUCUGAAGAAACAGAAUUUAUUGGAGCGACUACCACAGAAGGUGGUAUUGUCAAAGAAGAAUUGUCUUUAGCAACACAGACUGAAGACGAAACCAUUUUGGAGGAGCUUAUGUCAUUAAUUCGGUACGAUGAAGAAAUCACAUCGGAGAAACUUAAACCUUCUAUUGAAUCACUUUUGAACGCACAUAUUAUAAUCGGCUCUAUCAGUUUUGUUCUUCUGCUGAUUAUACUGUUUCUUGUUAUUCGAGAAAAUUACUGCGUACGUAAAACUGCUGAAUUAGAUUACAGUCAAUUUGGUAAACAUCCAAACAUGGUGUAUCAAACUACGAUAGAAGUAGAUAGUCUUUUAGGAAAAUCGGUCGAAUAA
Messenger RNA from Cotesia congregata, 648 nucleotides. NCBI's taxonomy places the organism in Eukaryota, Metazoa, Arthropoda, Insecta, Hymenoptera, Braconidae. The record is from the annotation of a GenBank genome assembly.